Messenger RNA from Vitis riparia (riverbank grape), 693 nucleotides. Its product is annotated as protein WVD2-like 7. The transcript has 2 exons. Lineage: Eukaryota; Viridiplantae; Streptophyta; Magnoliopsida; Vitales; Vitaceae. The coding region runs from base 169 to 693 and encodes 174 amino acids. The record is from RefSeq and is a predicted model, not a curated record.
UAAAAGAAACCUCAAAGGCUCCCUCAAAAGUUGAACUUUUUCUUCACACAGCUUUUGAUUCAAAUUUGAAGGUGAAUAGUGUUCUUUUUCAAGGUUUUCAAGGGAGAGACUCAGAGAUCAGAGCGGGGUUUUUGAGGGAUUUUCUCAGUGGUGGAAAGUGCACAGAAAAUGGGUGAAUCUGCUUGUCUCAGAAGAUCAUUUUCUGACAGUUCCAGUGAUCCUAGAAUGGGAGAUGCCAUCCGUGCCCUAGGAGAUUCGAUCUCAUUUGGGAGAUUCAUGUCUGAAUCCUUGGCAUGGGAGAAAUGGUCAUCUUUCUCUCAGAACCGCUACUUAGAAGAAGCUGAAAAAUUUUCCAAGCCUGGUUCUGUUGCCCAGAAAAAAGCAUAUUUUGAAGCCCAUUACAAGAGAAUAGCUGCCAAGAAAGCAGCCGAAGCAGAAGCAGCCGCUAAUGAUUUUCCGGAACCAGAAGCUUUAGAUGAGAUUCACAAUACCUCCUCAGAUGAUUUGGACACUGUGAAAGAGAACAGUCACAUGAUAAUUGAUGAAUCAGAGGGACAAGAAGCCCUUAAUACUAAUACAGUUGUGGAUGAGAUCCACAAUAGCUCCUCAGAUGAAUUGGACACUUUGAAAGAGAAUAGCCCCAUGAUUAUUGAUGAACCAGAGGGACAAGAGGAGGCCCCAAUACUCAGGUAG